CUUUACCUAUGAGGUACAUAUUUUUAUAUCAAAAUCAAGAUAUUUACUCUAUAUUUUGGAAAAAUCUAAAAACUGUUUAUCCAUUUUCAAUAUAUCAAGAACCAAUAAAAAUACCUUAAAUGUUAUAUAUUAUUUAUUUAGUAUACAUUACGUUAUUAUAAGUUUGUAUCUUUUAUAUUGUUAAAACUGUUUUAAUAAGGUAGGUUAUUUGGGGACAGCCUUUUCAAAAUAGGAUCCUAAUUUGAAACCCAAAUAAAAAAUAAUUAAUAGUCCAUAUUGUGCUCCCAAUACCUACUAAUUUACAUAACAGAAAUAAACGGUAUUGAAAACUGUUAUCCAUUUAAACAAACUGAUUCUUUCUUAAAAAUAUAACUGCCUAUUUAUUUUUAUACAACAUUUUAUAAAAGCAAUUAGCGCACGCAGUUCAGUGCACAAUGAAUAAAAUAGCGAUACAAUGCAUGUUUUUGUAUUUUGUAUACAACAAUUUCGUGGUGGGCCAAAGAGAACCAAAAUGUAAGUACCUAUACCAAGUUUUUUUUGUAAUUUGGUAGUUGUGUUAUUAAUUUUUUAGUUUUUGGAGUUGGUUUGGUGAGGUUUGAAAAUUCUGUGUGCACCAGCGUGGGAAAUAUGAUGGGAACAUGCUAUAGAAGAAGACAAUGCAGCAGCAUUGAUGGUAUAUCUUCUGGAUCUUGUGCCAAAGGCAUUGGAGUGUGUUGUGUUGUUCACAGGACCUGUGGACAGUCCUCAUCCUAUAAUAAUACAUAUUUUACCAACACAAACUAUCCAAAUUCCGAUACUGGUGGGACAAGAUGUACUAUGACUAUUAUCAGAUGUAAUCCGGAUAUAUGUCAGGCAAGAAUAGAUUUUUUAAGUCUGUCUCUGGCUCAACCAGACGCGAACGGGUUCUGCACUACGGAUGCCCUGCAAAUAACCGGAGGUGCUGGCACAGUGCCGGCGAUUUGCGGGGAAAAUUCCGGCCAGCACAUUUACGUGGACUUUAACGGGAACGACAACAUUCAAAUGGCGAUAUCGACUGCCGCGACCGCUUUAAUGGGCCGAAAUUGGAAUUUCAAAGUCACGCAGAUUGGGUGCGAUUGUCCCACAAGAGCCCCCAGUGGAUGUUUAAUGUACUACACAGCCCUUUCCGGCACUGUUAACAGUUUUAACUAUGGCACAACAUUAAAUGCCAUCAAUCCACAAACAGGAGAACCAGGAACUAAAGAAUUGGUUUUCGAAAACUACGGAGUUUGUAUCUCGAUGGCGCCCGGAUACUGCUCCAUAGAGUGGAGUCAAGCGGGCCCGAAUUCCUUUAUUACUACCGGAAGUCCGAGCGAGGAACCCGGAACUUAUCCUCCGGACGAAUGUCUGUCGGAUUUCGUCGUCAUUCCGAACCCCUAUUAUCCGAAUGGAACGGCCGUAGGGGGGGAUAGGUUUUGUGGAACGGCUUUCCCAACUGUUAUAACAUCUUCAAAACCCUUUGUUUUGACGGUAGUGACAAAUGGAAAUGAAACUGGAGAUCAAGGAAAUAUUGGAUUUUCUUUAAAUUAUAGACAACUCCCAUGUACUACCGGCCUCACCCAAAUGAAUAUUGGAUAAAAUUGUUUCAAAUUAAAUUAUUAUAAAUUUUUAAAAGUACCUAUAUCUGAUUUUUAUUUACUAUAAAAAUACAACAUACAAAAUAACCAUAUAACUGUAAAAAUUUAAAUAUGCACAAAUAUUGG
Molecule: messenger RNA, 1721 nt
Organism: Brassicogethes aeneus
Lineage: Eukaryota; Metazoa; Arthropoda; Insecta; Coleoptera; Nitidulidae
Source: the annotation of a GenBank genome assembly